AUGCCUGGUGAAGCCACGGAAACGGUGCCUGCCACAGAGCAGGAACUCCAUCAACCACAGGUGGAGACAGGGUCGGGGACAGACUCUGAUAGCGAUGAAUCUGUACCAGAGCUUGAAGAGCAAGAUUCAACCACAGCAACGCAGCAAGCCCAACUUGCAGCAGCAGCCGAAAUAGACGAAGAACCAGUCAGCAAAGCGAAACAGAGCAGGAGUGAAAAAAAAGCACGAAAGGCCAUGUCCAAACUGGGGCUUCGCCAGGUAACCGGAGUAACCAGAGUCACCAUCAGAAAAUCAAAGAACAUCCUUUUUGUCAUCACAAAGCCUGAUGUGUACAAGAGCCCAGCAUCUGACACAUACAUAGUUUUUGGGGAGGCUAAAAUUGAAGAUCUGUCCCAGCAGGCACAGCUGGCGGCUGCAGAGAAGUUCAAGGUUCAAGGGGAAGCUGUCUCGAAUAUUCAGGAAAACACACAGACUCCAACUGUCCAGGAAGAGAGCGAAGAGGAGGAGGUCGAUGAAGCUGGCGUGGAGGUGAAAGACAUUGAACUGGUGAUGUCUCAAGCGAAUGUCUCGAGAGCGAAGGCUGUCCGUGCCCUUAAGAACAAUAGUAACGACAUAGUGAAUGCUAUUAUGGAGUUGACGAUGUAA
Molecule: messenger RNA, 645 nt
Organism: Ailuropoda melanoleuca (giant panda)
Lineage: Eukaryota; Metazoa; Chordata; Mammalia; Carnivora; Ursidae
Product: nascent polypeptide-associated complex subunit alpha-like
Exons: 1
Coding region: 1-645 (214 amino acids)
Cellular component (GO): nascent polypeptide-associated complex
Source: RefSeq, a predicted model, not a curated record